GUGGCGGCAGCGGCGGAGGGCCCGGUGUCUGGCAGUGCCGGCUGAGCGCGCCGUCAGGAUGGACGUCGAUUCGGACUUGGAGCUGCUCAUGGGCCACCUGGGGGAGUUCGGCCGCUACCAGCUGCGGCAGUUCCUCCUGCACAUCCUGGCGGCGAUGACGGCCGGCGUGCACAUGCUGUCGCUGGUGACGGUGGCGGCCGUGCCCGACCACCGCUGCCUGGUGCCGGGCGUGGACAACGACUCGCACCCGCUCUUCGGCGACGAGGCGGCCCUCGCGCGCGUCCCGGCGGGCGCCGACGGCAGCCCCCAAACCUGCGCCUUUCUCGACGACCUCAACGCCACGCGGCGCUGCGACGCCUGGGUCUUCGACCGCACCUACUACCAGGACAGCAAGGCCAUGGAGUGGACGUUUGUGUGCGAGCGGCGCUGGAUGGGCGCCGUGGCGCAGAGCGCCUUCAUGUUCGGCGUCUUCACUGGUGCCGUCGUCCUGGGCAGCCUCGCCGACAAGUACGGUCGCAAAACCAUAUUUUACAUUUCUGCGGUGCUUCAGUUCUUUCUUGGAAUCGGUGUUGCGUUUACUCCAGAAUAUUAUGGCUUCCUUGUCGUACGAUACCUGUACGGCAUCUUCGGUUCAGCCGGUUCCUACAUUACAGGGUUUGUAUUAUCAAUGGAGAUAGUGGGCCCGACCAAAAGAACUGUAUGUGGCAUAACAUUCCAAGCAUUAUUCGCCGUUGGCGUGAUGUUGGUGGCGUUUUGGGGCUUCGUGAUAAAAGAUAGCACAAUCCUGCAAGUAACGUACGGUCUGCAUGGCCUGCUUCUCUUGGGGCAUUGGUGGCUGAUCGACGAGUCGCCGCGCUGGCUGUGGGCGCAGGGGCGCGUGAAGGAGGCCGUGGACAUCGUGGAGAAGGCGAUGAGCGUCAACGGCCAGGCCGGCAAGAUCGACAUCGCGCACUUCGUCUCGCGGGGCAAGGCGGCCUCGUCGUCGCGGGACGAGCGCAGCUACGGCGUCCUCGACAUGUUCAAGACGCCCCGCCUGCGCGCGCGCACGCUCAACGUCUGCCUCAACUGGUUUGCCAACAGUUUGGUGUAUUAUGGGUUGUCUCUAAACACCGGCAAACUUGCCGGAAACCCAUAUUUAAUCCUCUUCGUCAUAGGGCUUGUGGAAAUUCCUAGCUACAUCAUGACCAUUCUUCUUAUGGACCGAACAGGUCGGAGGUGCUUGAUUAGCACGUUGAUGUUGCUGGGAGGUAUAGCGUGCAUCGUGUCUGCCUACAUUCCACAAGAUACGACUUUUGGCAGUAUAUGUGCAACCACCAUCGUAAUGGUUGGAAAAUUCUUCAUCGCUGGCUCUUUCGCCAUCAUUUACAAUUAUACAGCUGAAUUAUUUCCCACUGUGAUUCGCAACACUGCUCUGGGCGUUGGAAGCAUGUGUGCCCGUCUAAGUGGAGCCAUGACACCUCUCAUCACCCUUCUGGAUUCAUUCGAUAAAACUUUACCGUCGGUGAUUUUUGCAAGUAUUGCAAUAUUGUCUGGCUUGCUCUCUCUCCUGAUGCCAGAAACGCUACACAAGCCUAUGCCACAAACCAUUCAAGACGGCGAAGAAUUUGGCAGAGGAGACACAGCAUGUGCUUCUUGUUGUGGUGCAAGGCAUAGAACGUAUGAUGUUCCGUUGUCGUCACGUGAAUAAGUGAUUUAAUCGUUGAUUUGCGUCCAUUCGAUUUUCCAAGGCAUUUAUGAACGCUAAAAGAAAAAGCGUUAUGCCCUCUGGUGAUGGUGCAUCUGCUCUGAAACAUGACAUGUAAAUGCCCUUUUAGAAUAGGUAUUUAUUUUAAAAGUUGGCGUGUUAGUAGAAUUGUAUGAAUAUUUAUUAUUUCUUUUAACCCUAUUCUUUUUUUAAAUGUAUUAGGUUAUUAAUUUUCUGCAAACAGAAGCAUUCGAUAAAUUUCUUGCCAAUAUGAAAAAGAAAGUUAGAACUUUGAAAUUUAUCCUAGGUAAUAUCAUGAGUGAUUUGGUAAUUGUUGAUAAAUUUCCAACUCGCGAAGCGCGGAGGGGAUUUAUCUGAGAAUUUCCAAAGCACCAGUGAUAUUUAAUAUGACUAUUCCACGAGUGAAAUCAUGUCCAACAUAGUUCCAAAAUGCGCCAAAUACUGAAAAUAACUGAAAGUUGUGUUAAAAUCACAUGCGACACAGUGAUCGAUGUAGUAUAUCGCCACCUAAGAUAUGAGUCACAGUUUAUUAUUGGCCAGCAGGGAGAAGCGGUAACAAAAAUCGGGAAAUAGGAAAGGCGAUAAACUUUUUGAGAUAGACCGCCCUGAUUGGGGCAUUUUGUAUG
Molecule: messenger RNA, 2331 nt
Organism: Gryllus bimaculatus (two-spotted cricket)
Lineage: Eukaryota; Metazoa; Arthropoda; Insecta; Orthoptera; Gryllidae
Source: the annotation of a GenBank genome assembly